AUGGAAGCAAGAAGUGCGAUGCACAUACUCAAUGCUCCAAGCACCAAAAGUCUGAUCUGGUCUCAUCAAGAACUGUCCAAAGCAAUCUUUGGAACUGACGCAUCUACUUUGAAAGGCAAGUCGACAAGACCAACUCCAAAGAAGACACAUGAUGACUUCUUCAGUCCACCAGAGUACGAAUUGUAUCAACACAAUCAAACAAUUACCGUCUGUAUUGAUCACAUGGAGAUCGGAGAUGCUAAGUUUCUCACCUGCAUUGAUACCACUGUGCGUUAUCUCUCAUGUAUUCCCAUGCAGAACCUCAAGACUGAACCUGUAUUUGAAGCAUUGGAUAAGAUUUUCCGCCGCUACAAUAAGGCAGGCUUUCAUGUCAAGACGAUCAAGUGUGAUUGGGCAUUCAUCCCUCUAACGGAUGAUAUGCUAGAUGAUAUGGGUGUUACUAUUGACCCGACUGCAGCUGGAGACCACGAGCCUACAGCUGAGCGAAACAAUAGAUCGCUGGAAGAAAGAGUCAGAGUAGCCGUUGCAACUGAGCGAAACAAUCGAACGCUGAAAGAGAGAGUCAGAGUAGCUCUUGCACAAUUACCCUACAAAGUGGUACCAAAGGUGAUCAGUGAACGUCUUGGACGUCAAGCCGCCAAGCUAUUGAAUGUCUUUCCCCCAAAAGACAGUAUUUCCUCACAUUUCAGUCCGCAGCAACUCAUUGAUAAUGUCAAUAUCAACUACAAGAGUGAUAUGGUUGCUGAGCUUGGACAGUAUGUUCAUGCAAUUGGGACGGAUUCCAACAAUUCAAUGGAACCGCGAAGUAUUGAAGCGAUCUACAUUGAACCUACAAAGGGACAAUGUACUGGGCACCGAGUGCUCAACCUGAAUACUAAGAAGAUGAUUUCUCGACCCAAGCUUGUCCUACUACCCGUUACCGAUCAAGUAAUCCAGCGUGUUGAAGCCUGGGCUGCUGCUGAAGGAGUGGAUGACACGGAACAAGGUUACUUAGAAGAAGCCUUUGAUCAGGACUAUGAACCUGAAGAUGAAGAUGAAUGUGAUUUCAACCUACGUGGACAAUUUGAUGAUAUUGAUGACUCCGAAAGAAAUGAGCUCUUGGCAGAUGCAGACAAUGAUGUCGAUGAUAUGCCAGAACUCACUUUCAGAUUCCAAGAAGAUGAUGACUAUGAAUCAGAUCACAACAACUCGGGUGAUGAGGAAGAAGAACCUAUUGUGGCCGAUUUGGAUCACCAUCAAGAAAAUGUCGAUAGAGGAACCGUUGAUAUUGGGAGCCUCGUUACUGAUCUGGAGGACCUACAAGAACCGCCAGAAGAAGAGAUUGUAUUUGAGCCUGAAGAGCCUCAAUAG
This is a messenger RNA of Cylindrotheca closterium, 1350 nucleotides long. NCBI's taxonomy places the organism in Eukaryota, Bacillariophyta, Bacillariophyceae, Bacillariales, Bacillariaceae. The record is from the annotation of a GenBank genome assembly.